Molecule: messenger RNA, 891 nt
Organism: Clonostachys solani
Lineage: Eukaryota; Fungi; Ascomycota; Sordariomycetes; Hypocreales; Bionectriaceae
Source: the annotation of a GenBank genome assembly
AUGGAUGUAACUCGUGCACUCUCCCUCUCUAUCACCUCUCCAUGUCGCCGCGUUGAAAGGCCUGCAUGGUUGCUAGACCAAGGGGCUAGCGUUAAUACGCCCAUACCGGGAUCGAAAAUCACGGCACUUAUCCUGGCGGUCUUAGGAAACCGCGUACCCACUGCGCUUCUACUGCUCGCCAACCAUGCUGAUCCAGACCUACGAGAACAUAACGCCCAAGAUCUACCCACCGUCCUCCAUCUAGUGUGCACGCUCGGGCUAGCCGAACUAGCAGAUCGGCUUCUGACAGGGCGGUACUCGGCCUGGGAGCUGCUCGCGUUGCCGAUGUUCUCUGACCACCUGACGGUAGAAGGAGCAAGUCGUAUGCUCUGGGCUGUAUUAUCUCUCAGAGGCCGAGAGCUUGCAGAGCACGUCGAGACGGCCGUGCAGAUGCUACGACACCUCCUCGGCCGCGGCGCCAACUCCGAUCUGGGCAGAUUUCUCUGGCGUCAACCAGGGGGCGUCAGCUAUCCCGUCCUGCUGAAGCUACUACCCCCGCUCCUCGAGGCGGGGAUGAAUAUCAAGCCCGCGCCCAGCACGCGGCGGCGCGCCCGACGGCAGCCACUAGCCAAGUACGGAGUCAACGACCUCCUCGGACAGACAAGCCCUUACGACGAGAGCCAGGACGAUGAGGGUGCGGCCGCCCAGCUUGGGAUUAUCCAUCUACUGCUUCAGCACGGCGCUCCAUCGGCGGAGCCACGCGUGGAGACACUCUGGACUCGUAUCCCCUUGCACCUGACGAACAACUUCACGGACGAGCUGGUUGGUCGUACAAGCUAUGUCAGAUUCUUCUGGAUCAUUGCAACAACACGCCAGAGGACGAACGGGGAGAGGACGUCGAUGCCUUUUUGA